GGGGAGGAGUUUCAAGAAACCCCGCCCAUCAGUGCCAUUAAUGUUAUGGGCGAGACGAGGGCGGUCGAGGCGUCUAGGUUCUUCUAAAGUGCUGUAAAGUGCAGCGGGGCGCUCACGCAGGGCGCGAGAAGUGCCUGAAGUGGCAUGAGUUGAGGCAGCAAAGCCGGUUGUGCCAGGGCGGGAGACGCCUGUUGGUCUCCAGCCUGUAUGGCUCAGGUCGUUUACUGCAGCUAUUUAGUAUUUAUUUUGGAUUUUGAGAAAAAAUAUCCAAGCUCUCUAAUCUCGACAUUUUUUUUUAAGGAGAAAAGAAAUCGCUGAACAAGUUAGACCUGUGUGAGGUUUACAGAUUUGACCGUGUGAGGCAAACCGGAACAUUUUUCUCUUAUAUUUAAAGACAUUACCUACGCCAGCUCACAUUAAGCAAAUUUUAUUUCAAGAAAGUAUUGAAGUGUGGAUUGUGAUUUGGUGCAGUGACCUCCCGCUAUCUUGUCUCAGUUUUCUCAAGAUGCGCCUCGGACUAGCGGUGUGGUGGAUGGUGGCACUGGUGGGCGUGGUGGACGGUGCAGCGCUGGUGCGGCCGCCCAUCCACCGCUCCAUGGCUCCGCAACACUUCAUCUCCCCGCAGGAUAUACCGACCGAAAGUGUUCCUUCGAAUGUGACGAACGAAAACCCGAAGGAGACAUCAAGAGUCACGAGAUCAACCAAAGACACAUCUGGUUUCGGUGAGCAGAAAGUCAAGGAGGAACUUAUUCACUCAGAGGAAUUACUGGAAAAGUACGGAUAUCUGGACUGUGUGCCGGCCGGCAGCGAAGCCAACACUCGCCUUCACCGCCUGCUGCUGUAUCGUCGACGACGUCUCAUCGACCCUCCCAGUUAUGGCACACUUGACGUCAGACUUAGAUCACCAGACAAACGCAUGCAAGUUACAAUUUUGCAUUCAAACCACAAGAGCAAUGAUGACAAAGACAAAACACAGGCCCAGACGCAGGCCCAGACACAGGCCGCGGAUGACGCGCCAGGUCUUCCAUACAAGGAAAACAACAAAACCACAUCUAAUAACCCAAAAGAAAGUGACGUUAAAAUUUUAAACACCAAGCAUAGCAAAGUCACGGUGUGGGAUCCCUUCACGGGUUACCUCCAUCACCUGCCCAUUUGUUCUCAAGGCGAAAUAGAAAAAGCCAUCAAGAAAUUUCAGAAAGUGUAUCACGUAGGUAAUGGAGGAACGUUGGACUCUCCCACUGUGGGGCUGCUUUCUCGCCCUCGCUGCGGGAACCCAGAUAGCAUAAUGGAAGAGUUCGAGGUGAACCAAGGCGCGCAGAUACCAGGAGGCAGCAGGUCUCGCCGGAGAGCUCCACAAGAUAAUGAAGCGUUGCAGCCUAACGAAGAUGUCAGAGACAUAAAUGUUCCAGAGGAACAAUACAUCUUACACGAAGAGGAUAUUGAUAACACAGAUGACGUCCCAGACCAAGAAAUGUUGAAGAAAGUCGCUGAAGAACUAAGAAGAGCGGCGGAGGCUCGACAUCCUAAGCCUGAGUCGCACCUGGAGUGGGAGCCUCACCCUGAGGAAGCGUUAAAGCGGCGGAAGCGGUGGCUGGAGGAGAUGAGUGCGCGGUACACCAGCGGGGAGGAGGACCUGCGCCUCGCCGCCCUCACAUCCCACCCCGCCGUCGCCAACGCCACCUCCACAAAGCAGCAUGAUCGAGAUAAGAGAUCUUCGUUUAGCUACACAGGACAACGCUUUCAGGCGAAACUAAUCAAGUGGCGACUGGUGACGGCGGGCUACAGCUCCCAGCUGGACAUUGGGGCCCAGCGAGCUUCCCUGGCACUGGCUUUCCGGAUGUGGUCUGAGGUCAUCCCGCCCGUCUUCCUAGAGCAGUCUACAGCCGACAUUGUUGACAUAAGCAUCGGUUUCGGCAAGAGAAGUCAUCUGGGGUGUGUGACUGAGUUCGACGGGCUGGGCGGCGAGCUGGGCCACACACUGAGGCCUGCACAGGACGCCCAGAUUCACAUGGAUGAUGACGAACAUUUCACACUCAACUCGGACCACGGCACCAACCUCCUGAAGGUGGCCGUGCACGAGAUCGGACACGUGUUGGGUCUGGGGCACGUGGCUCAGAGGGCCUCGGUGAUGCAUGCCGUGUAUGAGCGGGUAUUGCCCAACCAGGGAUUCGAACUUGGUUCGCAUGACCGCAAGCGUGUACAGAAACUCUACGGGCCGUGUAUGGGUGCCUUUAACACGGUAUUUGACCUCCUCCGCUGGCGUCCCGACGGCUCCCUCACUUACAACACCUUCUUCUUUAGGAGUACUCACUUCUGGAUGUACGAGAACAGGUACAACAGGACGAGGUUUGGCGACCCUCUGGACAUCCGGCACGAGUGGGGAGGCAUUCCCGACAACAUUGACGGUUACGCCCACGUGUGGACGCGCACACAGGACAUCCAUCUGAUUUUCAGAGGUGAGUUUUACUACGUGUAUGACCCUCGGACGGAGGGAGUAGCACAUGGGUAUCCUCGGCUCAUUGCUCACGACUUCCACGGCCCGGCCACAGCGAAGCGACCGAAAGGACGCACUAUCCCCAAUAACAUCGACACUGUUUACUUCGACAAAAGGGAUGAAAACCUCUAUUUCUUCAAGGGAAGGAAGGUCUACGGUUACGACGUGAGCAAGGGGUCGGAGGGGUGCUGCCUGCCUGGGUAUCCGCGCCGCAUACGGGAGGAGUUCCCGACAGUCAGCCCGUCCACUAGCCGGCUGCCACGGCAAAUCGACGCUGCCUACUACUCCUACACCGAUCAAAAGCUUUACUUCAUCAAAGGUCUUCAUUUCUGGGAGGUGGCGACCUUCCACCCUAAUGACAAGCAGCGUAACAACAGUGUGGUGGGGCCUUUCUUUGUGCACAAGAAGUGGUAUUACAUCUGUGACACUGAGAUAGACCCCUUCGACUCUUACACUGUGAGUUAGUGUCUUGGACAAGUUGGUCACAAUGCAUUAUUCAACCAUGAUACAAUGAAGUGUGUGUAU
Molecule: messenger RNA, 3019 nt
Organism: Scylla paramamosain (green mud crab)
Lineage: Eukaryota; Metazoa; Arthropoda; Malacostraca; Decapoda; Portunidae
Product: matrix metalloproteinase-21-like
Exons: 12
Coding region: 506-2959 (817 amino acids)
Biological process (GO): collagen catabolic process; proteolysis; extracellular matrix organization
Cellular component (GO): extracellular matrix
Molecular function (GO): zinc ion binding; metalloendopeptidase activity
Source: RefSeq, a predicted model, not a curated record